This is a messenger RNA of Cheilinus undulatus (humphead wrasse), 3070 nucleotides long. It is a transcript of the gene ppp1r14c, whose product is annotated as protein phosphatase 1, regulatory (inhibitor) subunit 14C. NCBI's taxonomy places the organism in Eukaryota, Metazoa, Chordata, Actinopteri, Labriformes, Labridae. Gene Ontology annotation, molecular function: protein serine/threonine phosphatase inhibitor activity. Gene Ontology annotation, biological process: regulation of phosphorylation. Gene Ontology annotation, cellular component: cytoplasm. The transcript has 4 exons. The record is from RefSeq and is a predicted model, not a curated record. The coding region runs from base 89 to 514 and encodes 141 amino acids.
CGCCGUGCAGCCUUCAGCCCUUCUCAGCACCGCAGCAAUUCCCACUCAUUCACACAUUUCUUCAAUAAGCAGUCUCCACAUCCCCGCAAUGUCGGCCGCCAGCACCGAGACCAGCGCCCCGCUGCCAACCGCCGGGAGCCGGGUCUUCUUCCAGCCUGCGAACGGCGUGGGCUGCGUGGGCUCCGGUCCCAUCAACGGGGACGACCCGGUGCAGAAGAAGCAGGGCAAAGUGACGGUCAAGUACGACAGGAAAGAGCUACGGAAAAGACUUGUGCUGGAGGAGUGGAUCAUCGAGCAGCUCAGCGAGUUGUACGACUGUGAGGAGGAAGAGAUGCCAGAGGUAGAGAUAGACAUAGACGACCUGCUGGAGGUCAACAGUGAUGACGAGAGAGCCAGCAAACUGCAGGAAUCACUAACAGACUGCUACAAACCCACAGAGGACUUUGUCCGGGAGUUGCUGGGCAGGAUAAGGGGAAUGAGGAAACUCAGUGCACCAUCUAAGAAGGGCCUAUAAUGCCUGUGAAGUCACUAUCAGUCAACCACUUCGUCAUCUCAGCUCCACCUACUAAACCCACUUGACAUGGACUCUCAUCAUGAAGAAUAACUUAUCUUAACAUGAAAGCAUUAGUAAUUAUUCUGCAAACAUACACCAUGAACUCCAUGCAUUUAGCACUCUUCAUCCAUUUCACAAUCACAUAGAAUAACAAGGUGUAUAAUAAUAUUUGACUGUUGAAAGGUACUUAAGCGAAACGGAGCCAACACGGUUCAAAAGCAUUCAGCCACAAUAAAAAGUCGAGCCCUGGAAAUGUGCCAGACAGAGCUGCAACUGUGCUUUAACACCAACGCCAACUUAUUUCACAUUUUAGAGCCAUGUUACAAGCAAACGCUGUAAUCGCGACAGCCAUACAGACUUCAACACAAAUCUCAAAAAGGGAGGUGGUCAUAACAUGUUUGUACUCUGCAGUAGGUGUGAAACUAGCUGUAGCACUCUGUAAACACAGUGCUUCAUGAUCUUUCUGUUUUUUUUUACCGAGGUAUUUUGCUGUUACUUCUUUUUACAAAAUGUACUGUAUGUUGCCAUUUAUUGUUCAUGUGAUUGAAAUGUGGUCUUCAACGGUUUUUGUGCUACUCUAAAGUCAACCCUCCUCAUCCUCACUCUGCUUUGAAGUAUAUGGGAGUGCUCUAGUUUUAUUUUAAGCACAUUAAUACAUCACGUGUCUUUUUUGUGAUGUGUGAACUCUGAGAAUAGUGGGGCCAUUUUCUCAAACAACACUAAAAUAGAAGAUUUUUUUUUUACCCACUUUUCAGUUACAUUAUUCACCACAGCAAGGCAUGAUGGGUGUUGCAGUUCUCUUCACGAGACUACAAAACCUGUAUGAUUGGCAGCCUUUCACUUAUCAUGUUACGCCUGGUUAUCCAUCACUCUCCGUCGUCAGAUUACAUAUCAGUUGGUCAUUUAGGUUCAAGCACAAAGCUCAGACUUUGCAGUUCCCCCCUUACUCUGGUACUCUAACAACUCGCCUCUCUAACAGUGGUGGAUGUUGCCUUUAAGGACAUUCAGGAUCAGUUCACCUUAACUAUUAACAACCUAACGGCAAAUACACUUCAGGACAACUUGAAACUCUCAACUGUGUCAGGUCCUGUGUGGAGGAGGUGUGCCAAAACUGGGAGUAUUACAUCGUAAACGUCAUGGAGGCGUUAGUGCGACAGCAUUUCCACAGAGAUUGUUUAUUCAUUGUGUAAAAGUGUUAGAAUUUAAAAAAUGUUGAAGACUUUUCUAAGUUGCAUAAACUAUGUUGUAACUGCAUUAUCCCAGGAGGCUAGAGAGGUGGAUUAAGCUAUUUAUUGUUAAUGACCUUCAGUGCACCAACACACUCAAAAACAACCUGUUAGCUCUGGUACAAUCAUGACACUUGUUACUGCGUUGGGUCCAGUUCCAUUUUCUCAGCUCAGUGACUUGAGAGCUGAGAGAAAUAGAGCAGUCCUAAACCUGCCAUGUGAUAUAAACCCUCAGCUGCCAAAGACAAAAGCAGGGCAAUGUUUGAUUUUAACCUAACACUUGCAAAGCACCCGUCUUGCAUGCUAGCAACAGAGAAAAAACACUGUUAAAGACUAUAGAUAUUAUGAAUUAUAAUCAAGCAAAAAAUACUUUUUUGACUUAGCUAACAUGUCUGACUUUGUAGAAUUGUUUUGUGUUGAAACAACGUGGCAGUCACGUUGGAGAGAAUCCAGGAAAAAUUUUAAAAAUGGUGCUGUUUUUGAUGUUCUUCCCAGGUUUUGGUUGUAUGAAAACGUGUUCACUGUUGAGUGAUGCCAGAGAAAUAUGUCUGCUGGAUGUGUACGUCUAUAUAGAUUGGAUGCAUACAGUCUAAAGCGGUUUCCUCUUUGCAUUCCCUUUUCUCAAUUUGAAUCAAGCUGGACGGGUAUCUUCACGUUCAGCUGUCAGAAGAUGAUCAGAUUUAAAAAAAUCGAGAUUAAUGCACUGGAAGGAAAUGUAUAAAAGAGGAGCACUAUAGGCGACUGAUGUAUCCAGGAUUUGUGUUGAGGUAUGCCAUAACAUUUUCUCUGUCAAGGAGCAGUUCAGGGGCAAUAGGAUGAUAUUUUAUAAUUUAUGGGAUUUCAUGUGGAGAGUAUAUUAAAGUGUCCAAACUAGAAAGCUUUACGUUUGCAUGUAUUUUUAAAACAGCAUGUAGAGAUGGGGAACAUUUUUUUGGCCCAACAGUUUUUAUUUCAGGAAAUAAAACACUUUCCUUUUUAUACCUUUAUUAUUAUUAUAAUUAUUGAGACUAAAAUAUUCAGUUUUCCAGCAGAAGAUUUGUUUUUCUGUACAUUCACAAUAAGCGUUCUUGUUUUUAAAAUGUAUUGUGGUGUGUGGUUUGUUUUUGCUGAUAAUAAAAAUGCAGAAGGACUCUGUACUGUUUAAACAGAUGUCUUCCAUGUGUAUUUCUGAAUUAUCUAUGGAAAAAACAUGUGCUGCUUCAUCUUUGCAUUUUAAACUCAAGUUUGGUACUGUCAAGACAGCCUGGCUACAGACCUUUCAUCUCUGAUGACCACUCCCUUAGACCUUUCA